CUGGCGGAUAAUGUAUACAUUAGGUUCAUAAUUUUUUUUUGUUUCCAAAUAUACUUAAAGUACAAUUUUUUUCAUCCUCGUAUUACUGUUUUAUUAUACACAAACUUACCUUAAUUUUGUAUUUCUUUUUUUAAAAUAUAUUCUAUGAAGUAGAAAUACAUAAUAGGCUUCUAUUUAGACAAAUUUGGAUUAUAGUGGUGUAAUAAGUCUCGAAUUUUUUAUUUUAUUUUAUUUAACAGGAAUUAAUAUAGCCUAACGCAUAAAAUAAUAGAAAAUGUUGGAUAAAAAUAAUAUAUAAUCAUAUAUUAUGAAACAGUAAAAUACUAGAGAGCCUACCAUAUAAUUAUCCGCCAGUAAUUCGUAUCCUCUAGAAUUAGCCGCGUGAAAGAAACCCUAAGCGGCUACUUCUAGCGGAUACUUUUUACUGGCGGAUAAUAGUACCAUGUCAUUUAUUACUGCUUUUUAUAUCACAAUAUAUAUAAAUUUUAUUUAUUAUCGUUCCAAUUAAUGGUUGUUGUAUUUUUUUCAAUUUUGAAGAGCUAAAGCUAAUUUAAUUGUGAUUGGACAAUUCAACCGGCAAGGGUGAAGCUUUAUAGGGUGGGAAUCUAUAGGCUUUGCAGCAAAUUAAGUCACGGGCGGCUAGAAUUGAGCGGGCACGGCUUUUGUGGGAUUUGUUUGAAAAAAUUGAAGCUUUGAUAAGAGAGAUAAAUUGGGUAGGGCCCAUUUACACAAUAUUUUAUGUUAAAUUAGGGUUAAGAAGUAGAGAAGCAGCCGCGCACUUGAGAGAAGGAAAAAAUCAGCCGCUGGAAGAAAAAAUCCAUUGUUUUGGUUCCUCUUCUUCAAAUCAGCCGCACUCCACUUGAGAGAAGGAAAAAAUCAGCCCAUUUACACAAUAUUUUACACAAUUCACGCCAUGGCUUCUUCUUCAAACCAAGUCCCUUAUUCGAGGCGCGAGCAAAUCAAUCGUGUGGCAGUUGAGAUCAGUACGUACAACAAUAUUACUUACCUAUCGACAGUAGUCUCGAGACUAAACGAAAUUGGCGGUUUUGCACUGGAGAAUACGUUCAGGCAUGGGUGCUUUGGGAUGAUGUUGGAUUGGCAGCCGGGCCAGAAGUGCAAUGCUGCAUUGCACCAUAUUGUCUCUCGUCAUCUUAAGAUCACGAGAGACGAUGAGGAUGAUGAGAUCUGCUUCUACAUCAACGGGAGGAACGUUGAGUUUACUCCGAGAGAUUUCGCUCUCGUGACAGGAUUGUCCUUUGGGGAUGAUCCUUUUGACCCCGAGGCUGAGCACGAUCUGAGUCGGGCUCAUACAUUUAGACAAUUUUGCCGCUCUCAACCGGUGUCAGUGCGGGAGCUGGCGGAUAUAUAUUUCGACACCGUCAAUCCAGUGGUUGACACCGACGGCGGGUUGUACCUCCGUGUGGCCCACUUGUUGGUGCUACACGCAUUUGUAUUAGGAGUGGACGUGCGCCGACCCGUGCAGUCCUGGACUUGGAAGCUGGUGGAUGAUUUGUCGACCUUUUCCAGAUUUCCUUGGGGAUCGUGCGCGUAUAGAAGCUUGAACUACAGGUUGAAGCACAGCACAAUCAAAAAGGAUUGUAAAACGUAUCACUUCUACGGUCCUUCUUGGGCCCUAUUCAUUUGGGGUCUUGAGAAAAUUCCCUAUUUGGGCCCAGCCAUAGCCAUAUGCAAUGCGGGGGUUUACCCUAGAUUUCGGAGGUGGACGUUCGUGAAGACCAAGUUGGAUGGGUUACAGAGUUAUUUUGAGUCUCCGGAGAACGGGAUAUGGGAGAUGGUCCCCGAUGAGUACGAGGCCAAGACAUCUUACUGGCUAUCGGUGGCAGGCGUCAAUGCCGGGAUAGGGGUUCGAGUACCAGAGCCGGCAGUCUUUGGUCAUAGGCAGCCUCGGCAGCGCUACACUGGUGGGGACCACAACGAGGAUGCUCCUGAGCAUCAACCUCGGCGUCGCAGUAUGAGACAGGAUACUGGCAAGCGCCCGAGGGGACAAAUAGUGGACACCUCAUCGAGCAGCAGCCAUCACGAUCAGAGCAUUGGGGGCGAUCACCCCGUUGAUUCUGGUCGAAGGUCUCACAGUCACAGAGCCCCGAGGCCUAGGCACGAGGAUGCUCCUGCACCUUCACAGUGGAGCGAGGAGGAUUGGCAGCGCAUGCAGCACAUGAUGCGCGAGAGUGAGGAACGGGUAGCGAGGACCGUGGAGGACAGCCUGUUCAGGAGGAUUAAGAGAUAUUUCGAGGACAAGUUCGAUGCUAUGCGUUGCCGAUGCUCGCAUAGCACUGAUGUUCACGUGCCCAGACCUGCUCCACGAUCUCACUCUGACAGGAGACGCGAGCCCCAGCCCGAGCCCGACUCCGAUCCGGCGCAGCCUACAUCCUCAGAGGCCCCAUCGCAUCACCAAUCCCCUGCACAUGAGUCUCCUGCACGAGAGGUGGGACAGACUACUGGUGAUGCCAUGCACACCCCGCAGUGGCAGCAUGAUCCGUUUGGUGGCCCGACUAGUUUUGGGCAUGUGCAGACUCCGCACAUGGGUGUCCACCACAUGCCCACAUUCGAGGCGUCCAGUUCUUAUGGCGGGCCACGCUACUCGUGGGCUGAGCCGGGCACGAGUUCAGCAUACCCUUUUGAGCCGGCCCGUUCUUCGGCUCCGAUCCUGACUCAAGAUGAGAUGCACGAGUAUUGGAAGCAGUUUAGAGGGGGAGUUUCUGAGGCAGUUUCUGAGGCAGUAGCUGCUGUUCCCCUCAGUAUUUGUGCACCGGAGGCUCCACGCAGAAGUCGCCGAGAACGGAACCCGUCGGCUGCACUUCGAUCACCAUACGUGCACAGCGCCGUGCCGAGACCCGUCGACUCACAGUAUGUUGACGGGUUUGACCGUAUGAUGAAAGCUGGCAACCGUGGCAACUACCGGACGAUGUCGGUGGCAGAGAGCGAACACCCUCUCCCGUGGAGCUUUUGGACCACUAUGCAAAACACGAGGAGGGACCUCUCGUCCAAUGCUGUUGAUUGCUACAUGAUGACGAUGAGAUCGAGGUUGAUGAGGGGUGAUGACUUGAUAGACGGUGUUGAUGCGAGGACCACCAUCGUAUUGGAUACAGAGUUAUUCAAAUAUUUCGAUGAUGAAUUCACGCAGUUGAAGUCAGCGUGGCGGGAAAUGUUUCCCGCGAAGGCAGAAGGGCGGUUUAUAUAUUCCGACGGAGUUUUUGCUACGUGGCAACCGCAUGCCAAGAAGAUGUAUAUGGUGCAUGGGCAGGGGGUAUCUUCGACUCAUGGCGAUUGGAUGAAUGCCACAACGCUCAUUUUGCCUAUACAUGUGUGUGGACGUUACAUUACAUGCCGAGUGGAUUUGCUGAGUGGAGUUUGCGACAUCUUCGAUUCGCAGUUGUUCAAGACCAUGCCGCAGCCGCGCUUCGAUGUGAUCGCCGCCCUAUAUCCGCUGCAGUGCCUGUUGGGUAAGAUGCUUGAAGUGUCCCAGUGGUUCGCAAGGACCACGAUUGUCGACAACCCGUUGGAAAACCUCCAAUGGCGAAGGUUGAAAAUCCAAUAUGCCGACGAGAAUGAGCAGUUUCAGCAGCCAGAUCAAUGCAGCUCCGGUGUUUUUGCGUGCAUGUAUGUGGAGCGUCUGAUAUCAGGCUCGCCGAGCCUUGCGUGGGGCAAUGGGCACGCCGCCGACUAUAGGCGCAAGAUAGGCAGUAGCAUCUACGAGUUUUGCAUCCCCGCACCGAAAUAGCUUAUGUAUUUGUACAUUUAAAUGAUAAU
Molecule: messenger RNA, 3771 nt
Organism: Salvia miltiorrhiza (redroot sage)
Lineage: Eukaryota; Viridiplantae; Streptophyta; Magnoliopsida; Lamiales; Lamiaceae
Exons: 7
Coding region: 914-3742 (942 amino acids)
Source: RefSeq, a predicted model, not a curated record